AUGUUGUGUGCACUCACCACCCUGUCUCAGCAGCUGGAGAGUGAGGGCGCCGUCGAUAUCUACCAGGUGGCCAAGAUGAUCAACCUCAUGAGGCCAGGACUCUUCACAGACAUUGACCAGUACCAGUACCUAUACAAAGCUCUGCUCAGCCUCAUCAGCACCACAGAGAACAGUUUGGGUCCUCUGGCCAGGGACGUUAAAGGGGCCAUGGUGUCCAUGUCAGACCAGUCAAACCAGGCAGAGAGCAUGGAGUCAUUGGUGUGAGGGAGGUCCCUCGGAGGCCUGGAACUGAGUGUGUCCUGUGUGUCCCAACACCCUGUGAGGUCCCUGAACCUACAAAGCUGGCACUUAACU
Messenger RNA from Platichthys flesus (European flounder), 354 nucleotides. Its product is annotated as receptor-type tyrosine-protein phosphatase gamma-like. Lineage: Eukaryota; Metazoa; Chordata; Actinopteri; Pleuronectiformes; Pleuronectidae. Bases 1 to 264 code for a protein of 87 amino acids. The record is from RefSeq and is a predicted model, not a curated record. The transcript is spliced from 2 exons. Gene Ontology annotation, molecular function: protein tyrosine phosphatase activity. Gene Ontology annotation, biological process: protein dephosphorylation.